Molecule: messenger RNA, 3042 nt
Organism: Dermacentor silvarum
Lineage: Eukaryota; Metazoa; Arthropoda; Arachnida; Ixodida; Ixodidae
Gene: KrT95D
Product: phosphofurin acidic cluster sorting protein 2-like
Exons: 20
Coding region: 298-2673 (791 amino acids)
Biological process (GO): protein localization to plasma membrane
Source: RefSeq, a predicted model, not a curated record
UCUCGGUUCCGUAUGUGCGCGUUUGUGUCACGGUCACCGCCGCCGCCGCUUGGGUCGUGUGAUCAUGAGUGUGUGUCGUCGGUGGGCUCGGCGUUGUUUAUCGUGGCGGCGUCGGGCUUUGUGAACGUGCGCGAGCUGGCGACAGCGACGCUCAUGGCAGCAGCGACAGUGGCACCAGGAACAACCCGUCGUGGCGGCGAGCCGGCCGGAGACCGCUGAAGAUCGCCGAGGCCGCUUCCUUAGGCUUACACUCGCGCACGCUGGGCUGGGCCGACGAGCCUCCUUUCGCCGCGCAGCAUGGGGGACAGCGGCAAACCUACGGCGCGCACGCCGAGUGCUCGGCCCGUGCCCAUGAAGCUGUUCGCCGCCUGGGAGGUGGACAAGACUACGCCCAACUGCAUACCCAGGCAAUGCUCAUUCACGCUGACCCGCCUGCUGUUACUUCGGCCUCUAGGCGGCGAGGUUUCUGCGAUCAGCAUAGCUGUAAGGAUGCAGAGCUCCAAGCGGACGCUGCGAUCCAAUGACAUCCAGGUGCCGAGUAGUGGACUGCUGGACACGGAGCUCGACCUCUCCUUCUCCCUUCAGUACCCACACCUGCUCAAAGGGGGUGGGGGCGGCGCCAACCAGUUGCUGGUGACGCUCCAGCGCCGCAAGCGAUACAAGAACCGUGCCAUGCUCGGCUACAAGACCAUCGCCACAGGUGCCAUCAACAUGGCCGAGGUGCUGCAGCGCCCGUUGGAUCGGGAGCUGGAGCUGCUCGCCUCGGAGGACACGGGCGGUGGUGGAGGAGGCGGCGCUGCUCCAGCCGCUGUUGGCCGGGUCCAGCUGGACUCCUUGAGCAGCCAGCCGGUGGAGCAAGAGCUCAAGGCCACUGGGCAGCACGACGCAGAGCGGUCAGCCACGGACGAGGAGUCGUCGUCGUCGUCCAAUGAGGAGGCAAGUGACAGCGAAGCAGCAGGCGACGAGCCGCAUAAUGAGGAAGCCCUGCUGCGUUGUCGCCGGCGGUCAUCCCAGAUGCGCAAGAGAAACAUCAAGCAGAAGUUCAUUGCCCUGCUGAAGAAGUUCCGGGUGCCUGACGCUGAGGCGUUUGGCACGGACCCGGGCCUGGAGCAGGAACUCCUGGAGAAGCCUGGCCUGCAGGAGCUGCUUCUGGACGAACUGGAGCUGUCGGAAGACGACAGCGGCGGCGCCGAGGACGACCUCAGCUUGUGCUCAUCGACGCCCAAGCCCAGCCUCAGGCCCUUCUUCUCCUCUGCCACUUUGGUGCCGCUCGCCGAUGAUGCACCGGGUCAGGACUCGGACAGCAUACAGGACACGGACGAGGAGAGCCCGCCUGCCCAGGAGGCAGCGCUGCCACCGCCGACACCCCGAGAAGAUGAUCGGCCCACACGACAGGGGUAUGUGCCAUUGAGCUUCGACCCUCUCUGCACUAUCGCCAGGAUCGGCCCACUUUUCAGCGGGACACCGCCACGACCACCACCACCACUGACACUUGCGGCUGGGGUGCAGCGGGUCCUGGAACAAUUGUCGCGCCUCCUGCCACCCGAAGAGUCGGCGCUGCCUGAGAAACUCAUCCUGGCUGAGGCACCACUGCCCCGACCACUGCCCUCGCUGCCUGUGCUGAUCCUGGGCAGUGCCGACCUGCGCGCUGCGUUCGGCGCCCUCGUCGGGCGGCUGCAGAAGUUCUGCCACUGCAAUGCAAGGCCCCCCGGCACCGUGCGCAUUGGAGUCCUCGGUUCAGAGGCCUUCCUGUCUGCACUGGCGCGCCUCUAUGUCGAGCAGCUAUCGGCUAAGCCGCCCGAGUGGCAGGCCUACCUGCGGUUUUUCCCGAUGCCGGCAACCUCCUCUGGUGCUACAAGUGGGCCCUUGCUACGGCACCUGUGUGCUGUGGACAACUGCUACGCCUCCCAAUUCUCGGAAGGCUGGCUGGACGAAGCUGAGCAACGGGCAGCUGACUACCUGUCCUCGGCACAUGCAACACUCCAGCUGCCCAUAGCCGAAGCCAUGAUCAACCACCGGCCACAGAACAGCUCAGAAGAAGAAUCCAGCCAGGUGUUUGUGCCCUUCAUAAGCGAUGUCAAGAUCGGUGUCACCGAAGGAGGUGGAGCAUCAUCGGUGGAUGUGGAGGAAUGCCUGGGCAGUUCUCCGCCAGCUGCCGAGAGCACAACCCCGCCGUCUUCGCCCAGCAUAGGGGGAACCGGUGUGGCCACUGCAGCCCAAAUGACCAGCUCUGCAUCGGGGGGUGGCACGUGGAGUCCGUGUGAGGCCAUGGAACUCCAGCUGGACUACUGGACUCUGCAGCGGAAAGGAGGCGCCGAACCCUGUCGCUUCUCUCUCAAGGGCGCCUUCCGAUCACUACAGGUGUGGCGGCUGGCAGUCUCCGAAAUGCUUGGCCCCUGCCUCAGUUUGAGCUAUGUCACAAGAGAGAAGAAGCAAAAGAUCAUGCGCCUGGGCAAGAAGAAGGAAGGCGAGCGGGAAGCGAGACGCUGCCAGCAAGUCGAAGGCGUGCAGCGACUCAUCUGCUCCUGUCGCAACCUGCAACCACCGCUCAGAGUGUCCAUCGACGGUGUGGAGUGGACGGGCGUCAAGUUCUUCCAGCUGAGCGCCCAGUGGCAGACGCACAUCAAAUACUUUCCCAUCGGCCUCUACGUCGCGCCCGAGCCGGCCCACUGACCAACCCACACCCCCCACUCUUCCCUGCACCCGCCUGACCCUGGCCCCUAUUUAUUGACUAGCCUAUUUAUUGCCUACUCCUCAGCGCCUGUUAGUGUUGAUUGUUUCCCCACCCACGUGAUUCUCUUCUUCUAUCCCAGUCUGCUGUUGUGUGUUUUGUACAGUGCUCUGGAAGCGUACGAUACGUCAUCCCUCGACCCCCGUGAGCAGCCGUCCAGUGUGCGAUGCUGCGAACGGCGUAGUUCAGUGUGCGCAGCGCCGACUAUGGAAUCGAACCCUGCGUGUUUGCGCGAGGCUCGAUCUGCGCGAGGGCGCUGCCCACGUCCAGCUACGCGCAAUAGCGCUUGAAUAAAAUGAUUGUGUACAUUA